AUGAGUGGUUCAACCACAUGGGAGGCUGAGGGCAACUACUCGCUUCCGCUAAGCCCUCAGCACUACCUGCCCUACUCCGGGGCGGCAGCAUUGGGCUUCGAUAACAUUACGUUCGGCUGGCGCGAACAGGGUGGCGAGUCUCUAGCCGACCAGCUUAUAUUUGCCUACGCCACGGACGACUUCUACGUAGGCAAUAUCGGACUCAGUCCAGAACCUACCAAUAUUUCUUCAUUCAACAACCCAAUACCCAGCGUGGUUGGGACCCUUCGGCAAGACGGUCUUAUUCCUAGCACAUCCUGGGGCUACCUCGCGGGCGCUUCUUACUAUUCUUUCCCGGUCAUGGCAUUUGGUAGCCUGACAUUUGGUGGCUACGAUGCUAGCCGUCUCAACAUUGACACCAACCUUACGCUAGCGGGAGGCUCUGACCAAUACAGGCCGUUUCUUCUUGGAAUUGAGAGCAUCACCGCCGGUGAUAAGGAGAUGCUUCCGGAGCCAAUUGUCACUGCCCUAGACUCGAUCACAACUCAGCUCUGGCUGCCACUGGCGGCAUGUCAGGCGUUCGAGGCAGCCUUUGACCUAGUGUGGAAUGAAACUUACGGGCUCUACCUUCUCAGCGAAGAUCAACACGCCGCUCUCGUGGCUAAGAAUGCCAGCGUCACAUUUACCCUGAGCACAGGAGUCUCAAAUUCUACCGAACGCCUCAACAUCACCCUCCCCUAUGCCGCGUUCGAUCUGAAAACAAGCCCACCGUUGGCUGGGGACGGGACGUAUUUUUACUUCCCACUCAAGCGAGCAGCAAACGAGACACAGUAUACCCUGGGCAGAGUCAUCCUGCAGGAGAUGUACAUCGUUGCAAAUUACGAGUGGGGUUAUAUCACCUUGUACCAAGCAGUAUACCCGGAGUCGUCAGUCUCACCCGACAUUGUCACCAUAUGCGCCCAGAAUGCGACGACCUGCAUCAGCCCGCCCAGCACUGCCGGCAGGUCACGCAAACUGUCGGCUGGGUCCGCAGCCGGUAUAGUUAUCGGCGCCGUUCUCGUCUUUAUCGCGGUAUGCGCAGUAGUGUGGGUCAAAUGCUUCAAGAAACCCAAGACAAAAGGCCCACUAUCUGAAGUGGGCCGAGGCUCAACAUAUGAAACUACUUCUGAAGUGACAGGGCGCGUUGGGGCGUCAGACAAACCUGAGUUAGACGGCAGAGUGCUAGGAAGCCCACGUAGCGAACUCGAAGGAUAUUACAAGCACGACAGGGGGGCUUCCGUCGACGACAGCGGCUACACUUCUGGCUCACGUCGAGGGGGAACGAGUAGCAGUGGUGGCGGAUUCUCCCCACCGAUGGGACAAGACAGAAAUGAGGCCUCGGAGUCUGGAGGCAGGGAGGUACGGAGGUCCGGUGCCAUAGACGUCCAUGAGCUCUCUGGGGAAACCCCAACUAUGACGAGUCCGUCUGAACUCAUGGCGAGUCUGCCUUAUCACGAGCUACCUGGCUCGACAAGGUGGCCUGGGAGCUAG
Messenger RNA from Fonsecaea erecta, 1509 nucleotides. RefSeq lists its product as hypothetical. The record is from RefSeq and is a predicted model, not a curated record. Bases 1 to 1509 code for a protein of 502 amino acids. The transcript has 2 exons. NCBI's taxonomy places the organism in Eukaryota, Fungi, Ascomycota, Eurotiomycetes, Chaetothyriales, Herpotrichiellaceae.